AUGAAGUUCAGUAAAGGAACCAACUGGCUUGACCAAAUGGUGAGGGAGUUGGAAUCAACAGAUGCCAAAUAUACAGAAGAAGGCAUGAAAGAGAGAAUAAAUGCUGAAAAGAAGCUAGAGAUAUUUCCAUGUCUAGAAUUUGGAGAUCCUGGGAUAUAUGAGAGGAUGAAGAAACUGCCUUCCAGAAGAAUUAUACUAACUCACCUGUCACCUCAUCUCCUGCCCCCAUCCAUUUUCCAAAGCAAGGCUAAGAUCCUUGUGCUAGUUUGGAACCCCAAAGAAACAUCUGUCUCCUAUUACCACUUCUACAACAACAUGCUAGUACUGCCAUCCUUCGCCUCCUGGGAUGAGUACUUUGCAGCCUUCAUGAACGGAAAAUUGGCCUGGGGAUCCUACUUUGACUGCUUAGUGGAAUGGAACAAAUACCUCAACCAUGAGAGGAUCAUGAUGAUAAGCUACGAGCAACAUAAAGAGGACCAGAUACUGGGAAUGAAAAGGAUUGCUGCCGCCUUUGGAUUCUCCUUGUGUGAGGAAUAUUUUCCCAGAAUUGCCAAGCAGACCAGUUUCAUAGAAUCAUCAUAG
Pygoscelis adeliae (Adelie penguin) is the source of this 582-nucleotide messenger RNA. RefSeq names its product sulfotransferase 6B1-like. Gene Ontology annotation, cellular component: cytoplasm. Gene Ontology annotation, molecular function: sulfotransferase activity. Lineage: Eukaryota; Metazoa; Chordata; Aves; Sphenisciformes; Spheniscidae. Gene Ontology annotation, biological process: sulfation. The coding region runs from base 1 to 582 and encodes 193 amino acids. The record is from RefSeq and is a predicted model, not a curated record. The transcript has 6 exons.